Molecule: messenger RNA, 1221 nt
Organism: Aspergillus niger
Lineage: Eukaryota; Fungi; Ascomycota; Eurotiomycetes; Eurotiales; Aspergillaceae
Exons: 6
Coding region: 1-1221 (406 amino acids)
Molecular function (GO): O-methyltransferase activity
Source: RefSeq, a predicted model, not a curated record
AUGGGAACGAUUGCCCACAAGGAUGAAGCUCUCCAGCAGAGUCUGGAUCAACUCGUAUCUGCUACGAAUCAAUACCAGAAGAGCUUCUCAGAUGCAGAUCGAUACAACGUAUUGAUGAAUGCAACGCAAUUGAUCCAGACCUUACGUGGUCCGGCAGAUAUGCUUUAUGCGCAGUUCGAAAAUGCUGCCAACACAGGAGCCAUAAGAACACUUUUGGACGCUGGUGUAUUUGAAGCGAUCCCUACCGGAGGCAAGAGUAUCUCAGCUACUGAGAUAUCGGAGAAGACGGGGAUGGAUAAAGAAUUGAUUGUUCGACACAUGCGCGCUGCCACUCCAGUUGGUCCCUUUCGUGAGGUUGGAGAGGAGCAAUACGCCCAUACACCCUUCUCGGAAAUCUAUCUUGUUCCGCAAAUGCGGGCAGUCUACACCUCAAUGAUGCACGAUUUCGUCCCCGCUAUGAUACGAAAUUGCGAUUUUCUCCGUCAAAAGAACUGGAAGAACGAAAUCACUCUUCGCAGCAACCCCUAUUCAUUGGUUCACGACUGCGAGGGCAAGACCGCGUUUGAGCAUCUAUCCGCAAAUCCCAGCAACUUCCGCCGCUUCAACGAAUCUAUGAAGGCAGCGGAUUCAACCCUAGUCACAAUGGGUCUGUAUCCAUUUACUCAGGAGCUAGGUCCCCUGGCGAGCGAUGAUACAGUAACUCUGGUUGACAUCGGCGGUGGUCGAGGCCACGUUAUUCGGCAAAUCAAGGAGACUGAGCCCGAACUCAAGGGCCGAUUUAUUCUUCAAGACCAGGCGAGCGUAAUAAAAGAUAACGGUGACGAGAUUCAAAGGCAUGGGAUCGAGGCCAUGGGACAUGACUUUUUCAAACCACAGCCGAUCAAGGGUGCUUUGGCUUACUAUAUUCGGCGCUGUCUUCACAACUGGCCCAACGACGAGAGUCAGAAGAUCUUAUCUAACUUGGCUGGAGCCAUGGAUAAGGAGAAGUCUCGCGUGCUGAUUACUGAGCAUAUUGUGCCUGAUGUCGGAGGAACGAUGUUCCAUGCCUGGAUGGAUCAGACAAUGAUGACCUUUGGUGGCCUCGAACGGACGAAGAAGGAUUGGGCUCAUCUCUUGGAUAUUUCGGGGUUGGAGUUGGUCAAGAACAGAGUAGACACAUAUAAGACGCUAGAAUUUAGAGGCAAGUUUGGCUAUUCGAGAAUGCUGAUUGAUCGGUUGUAG